Neospora caninum is the source of this 5208-nucleotide messenger RNA. RefSeq lists its product as hypothetical. Gene Ontology annotation, molecular function: hydrolase activity, acting on acid anhydrides; RNA helicase activity. The transcript has a single exon. Gene Ontology annotation, cellular component: mitochondrial degradosome. The record is from RefSeq and is a predicted model, not a curated record. NCBI's taxonomy places the organism in Eukaryota, Apicomplexa, Conoidasida, Eucoccidiorida, Sarcocystidae. Gene Ontology annotation, biological process: mitochondrial RNA 3'-end processing; RNA catabolic process. Bases 1 to 5208 code for a protein of 1735 amino acids.
AUGAGGCCGCAGGCGCUCCACAGAGCCUCUCGCAGUGCUGGACGCCUCUGGUCUCUGUUCUGCUCACGCCAGGGGCGCGCUUUUCAGACUGCCCAAAAACGAGGAAGACGUCAGGUAGGAGAAAGGGGAGCGCGAGACUCGUGGAAGCACCAGUCUCCGUCUGAGAAGCUGGCGGCGCCUGACUCGUUUCCCCACUUUUUGCCCGUUGAACAGGACGAAGAUGAAGCCGGCUUCUCCUCGAGUUUGGACUCACCCGCCUUCUCCUCUCGCACCUGGCUUGGGGGGGCUCAGGCGAAAUCCGUCAGAGUUAUUCCGUCUCUAGCUUCUGACUCGCCGCGCUCUGCCUCCUUCACGCCUGCCUCGCCACGCUUGCGGCGACACGAAGGCCAACGUCAUCUGGAUCCUCUUCCAACCCGCCUUUCCGCUCCGCCCUCGUCCGAGUCCCCUCCGCCGUCGGCAGCUUGUGUCCCGUCCUCCAAAGCGAAGCAGCAGUGGAGAUCCUCCUCGAGUGCUCCGCCGCACUCGCCUGGCUCUCCGCUGCGACCUUUCGCCUUCAGCGGAGACCCGCCGGCGGACUGGACAGCCCCGCAGGGGACAGCGAAGCCCCAAACGCGGGAACGGACCGCCUACACGGAGGGAUCUGGCCGCGCUCAGGACGCUUCCUCCGCGGACAGAGAGGACAGAGCUGGAGAGCGUGCGCCGGGGAAGCCGCUUUCCGAGUUGGCGGGGCCCCGGCGAUGGACAGAACCUGCUGCGCGCGACGGGCUGCCGCUGUAUGCUCAGGAGUACGCCCAAAGUUUGGCGGUGACUCCGUUAACGAGCCAAGAGGAAGCAGCUGUUCACAAAGUUUGGAGGGAGUUGCUUGAGAAGAAAGCGCUGUGUGCCCACCUGCAGAAAACGUGGGGCCUUCCCCUGUUUUUCCUCCGCCACCCUGGUCUCCAGCGAGCGUCCCUUUCCUACCUGAAGACAGAAAUCGAGCGUCUCGCGACAAGAAGGGAGCCGCCACUGCAAACGCAAAAGGGACUCCCCAUGCCGCGAGCGCUGCAGCACAAGAACGCGACUGCGGGGCUCGGAGCUGUCGAGGAUGUACCGAGCGGCGAAACGGCUCGGCCGGAACUGCGAAGGCAGCGGUCUUUCUGUCUCGACCGCGCGGCCGACAGCUCCUUGUCAGAGGACGGUGGCGGGGAGUGGGAAAGCUGGCCGCGCCGUUCGACCGACGAAACGCGCACAGCGGCAGCGGCAGAGCUCGGUGGAAAUCCCGAACUUCAGACACACAACCUUCGGGAGGAGCAGCUGCUCUUUCUUCUUCAAGAGCUCAGGGGUGUUGCGUCUGGGAGCGUCCCGACCCUCGACGGCACCGGCGUGGAGACAGCUGGCUGUCGAGACAGUUUCCUGGGUGUACGUGCUCCUGAGUGUGGGGACGUGCGCAAGGACGACGGCCAGAUCUCUUGCAGAACGCGUCCGUCACAGCUCUCGAAGCCUCGCCCGUGCAGCGCAGGUAUGGGUGCCACGCGAAGACCGUCGGAAUCGUUGCCAGCCAAGGAAAGCAGAGUGGAGGGGUGGUGCGCUCCAGAUAACAGGAGCUUUCUACGGAACCCGGGCGUGUGCGGCGAAACGUACAAAUUGCUCCGCGAUCUGAGCCAAGGGCGCGGGCCGGGUCUUCGGGCCGAGAGAAACGAUGGAGAUUCGACGACUGGAACGACUGGAGCCGAAGCGUCUCCGCCUCUCCUUUCGCCCACAGAGGCCGGAAGGUACGCGCCCGUGUUGGCUCUGGCGCGUCGGUUUCUUGCGGACGAGCAUGCAGACCAGUUGCUCCUUUUCAAGAAUCUUCGACGCCUGGCGGAUCUCCGAGGCCCCGCAGCGUUUUAUCCCUCGGCCCGACAGAUGUCUCGCCAGCUGUACGCACACGUCGGGCCGCCAAACAGCGGGAAGACUGCAAGCGCAGUGAAAGCUCUCCUGAGCGCGUCCACAGGGUGCUACCUCGCCCCGCUGCGACUCCUGGCGUGGGAAGUGUAUGUACAGCUGAAGAAGGAAGGGAAACGGGUCUCCUUGGUCACCGGCCAGGAGCGCCAGAUCUGCCCGGACUGGACCCAUCUGUGUUGCACCGUCGAAACGGCGCCUCUGGAUCGGCGCUUUGCGUGCGCAGUCCUCGACGAGGCGCAGCUGGUCGCCAGCGCCCAACGGGGCGACGCGUGGACGAACGCGAUUCUCGGUUUGCAGGCAGAAGAGCUCCACGUUUGCUGCGAAGAACGCGCGACGCCUCUGCUCGAGAAACUGGCCAAGGCGUGCGGAGACAGUUUCGCCGUCCACGUCUACCGGCGCCUGUCUCCGAUUCGAGUGGACGACGGACCCGUCGAGACGCUGGAGGACUUCCGCACGGGUGACUGUUUGCUGUGCUUCACCCGGCUAGACGUUCUGCGACUGAAACGUAAGCUCGAACGCCUCGGCUUCCAGGUGUGCGCGGUGUACGGUCACCUGCCGCCGGCGAUUAAGCAGCGCCAGGCUCGCAAGUUCAACGCAGCAGUCGCAAAGGCCAUGGCGGCCGAGAAGCGUGAAUCCGAUGCUUCGAACGGACUUGACCGGGUCGACGGACUUGACCGGGUCGACGGACUUGACCGGGUCGACGGACUUGAGCCAGAGACCCACACGACUGGUCCGCAGGAGAAGAGGACAGCGUUUGCUUCAAAACGAGCGCCCCGCGCACCAGCCCCAGACGCGCUGCUCGCCAGUAGCCCGUCCAGGCUCCCCGCUGAACCUGUCAAAACCGCCGACCCCCCGGAGACGGCGCGUUCUGUGCGCAUCCUGCGCGACCUUUCCUCAGCCCCCUUUGCGGCUUCGUCUCGGGCUGCGCUGUCGGACGCUCCUGCCUCUCGAAAAACCGUUUUAAUUUCCACAGACGCCGUGGGAAUGGGGCUGAACCUGGAAAUCCGGCGAGUGGUGUUUUGGCGGCUGCACAAAUUCUCGGGGACCGCCAAGAGACCCCUCACCGUCGCGGAGCUUCGUCAGUUGGGCGGGCGAGCGGGGCGGCGAGGAAGGCUGUUCGGCGAGGAAGGCGGGCGCGUGACGUGCAUUGCGGGCGAGGAUUUCCGCAGACUGAAGGAAGCUUUCGACGGCUCCUCCCCUUUGGCGCCUCUGACGAAGGCUGCGCUCCUGCCCUCGCUAGCGCAGCUCCUGGCCUUCUGCGAUGAACUUCGACGCGGGGGCGUUUUCGGGGAAAGCCGGCCAACGGACAUGGCGAGUGGCGUGUCUUCGACGCACGUCGGCAAGUUCUACUCGGAGGCCUUGCAGCUGUUUUGCGACCUAGCCUCGAUCGACGCCCACUUUUUCGUUCCGAGACACAAACUGAAUCGCAUGCUGACGGUCUUGCACGCGUUGUCCGACCUGCCGCUGUCUCGGCAGCAGCUGUUCACCUUUGCGCUCGCUCCCCUCCCUCUCACAGUCCCCGUGGCCUUUUUGAAGGAACCGAGUGCGACGAAAAACAACUCCAAGACGCCAGAAGGCAACGGACCUGCGCCGCCCGGACCUCCGGACGUACAGUGCGCCGAGGAAGGUCAGACAGACCUGACUCUGUUGAGAGAGCAGGGGAGCGAGUGCGACGCGAAUGAAGACGAGUGGCAAUCGGCGGAAGCGGAACACGGCUUCUUUCUGACCAGGCAAAGCGAACAGGGGACGGCUCUCGCGUGGGGGUUCGGCGCGGGGCUGUCUCCCCUCGUCCUCAGCGCGCUCAGGACUUUUGCAGCGCUCCUCACGACGUGUGGGGUUGCGCCCUUGCCGCCCGAUCUCCGCUUCAGUUCUCCAGGCGAGCAGCCGGAGCGCAGCGCGGGCCCGAGCGAAGGACCGACCAGAGAGGGCUGGGAAACCGGCGGAGCGCUCGGAUCGCCAGCCCCCGCCGGGGCCCACAGACACCCCCGCGAUUCCAGUGAAGGCGAAACGGAGGAGGCAGCGUCGGUUUCGCCUCUCGCAGGUUGCUCAGGGACGACUUGUCCACCGUGUGCGUCGUCGAGCGAAGACGCCGAGGACGAGGCCAUCCGGAGUUUGGAGGAGCACCUGAGCCGGCUGGAACAAAUUUACCAGAUACUCGAUCUCUAUCGGUGGCUGUCGCUCAAGUAUCCCCACGUGUUCGUUGACGCGUCCCUUGCAGGUGAGUCUCAGCGAUGCGUGGCAGCUUCUAUAGAAGCUCUUCUUUCGACUGGCGCGCCUUCGCCUUUUUCUGCAGCGUUUCAGAGCCUCACUGACUCUUCGUCUCCUCGUGCUUCGGCAAUCUCCCCUCGGCACGGCCGCACGGCUGACGGCGGCGAAGGAGGUCGAGAAGCGGGCGAGCCUCCGUUCCGGCACACGAGGACGGAGGCGCCUCUCACUCCCAUCGCAGCUGCGCAAGUCGACGCUAUGUGGGGCCUUGCAAGAUGUCCAGAGCCCUGGGGAUUUGCGGACGCCGGCGUCGGACGGGGCGCGGCGAGCAUAGAGAUGGGGCCAGCAUCCCGCGAGGGGAAGGGAGAGGCCUUCAGUGCGUUUCUUACAGCCCUCGCGGACGGGAGACAAUUCUUUGACGGGGCUUGCAACCCAGAUAAAGCUUUUCAGACCGCAGUCCAGAAAGUCCUCGGGCACGGUCCGGGACCGGGGCUGGGGGAGGCGCACGCUGUCCGGUGUAUGUACAGUCCGAAUUCGGGAGAUCGAGAAGGCGAACCGAAACGCAGGCAGUGGCAAAGCGGAGUCGGGAGGCCGUUUGUUCUCGAUCUGAGGGCUACGGACGCGUCUCCACCGAAAUCCACAGUGGAAACACUCGUGGAGACGGACGCCCCCCCGCAGCGUAGGAGCGCGAGAGAAAGUCAGAGAGAAGAGAAUCGUGGGGGGGAGAGCGAUCGGGAAGACGAGCGAAGCGGGGAGCACUGGCUGGGCGGAGAAACCAGGCGCUUCGAUGGCAGAACUGGCGGCACGGUGGAGACCGACGAGGAGACGGGCGCUUUGCCGGAGAGAGUAAGAGAUUCGGAAGAACGUGGAGAAGCCAUGGAAAGAGAAGAGCCGUCUAGGGUGGCUCGGCUGUUAGCAGAGAUCGCAUCGCUGACACGUGCAAAUGGCCGGGAAGCCGAACGGGCCCUCGAAGACGUCAUCCGCCGCUUGAAACACGUCCCAGCCGUGGAGAGGAGGCAGCCUGAUGUGCCAAAGAAGAACGAAGAGAGUGAAGCGUCGAACCCCGUGGGCAGAACAUAA